Fundulus heteroclitus (mummichog) is the source of this 2143-nucleotide messenger RNA. RefSeq names its product SFT2 domain containing 1 (gene sft2d1). Gene Ontology annotation, cellular component: membrane. The record is from RefSeq and is a predicted model, not a curated record. The transcript is spliced from 8 exons. Gene Ontology annotation, biological process: vesicle-mediated transport. Bases 271 to 753 code for a protein of 160 amino acids. Lineage: Eukaryota; Metazoa; Chordata; Actinopteri; Cyprinodontiformes; Fundulidae.
UAACACUCGUCAGAAGCGGAGAGGAAGUGUCGUUUUUAGUUGCUUUAAGACUCUGGUCUGCGGUCUGUGAGUAAAACGCCGCCCUGCUGACACGGGGGCGGAGACCGGCUCGGCGAACUGAUUCCCGGUCAGCGCGUCGGUGAGAAGCCCGUCCAGGAAGUGCGGCUCACAUCCCCCCUGAUGACAACAGUUUGUUUUCUGGCCGAGCCACAGAGUUUAGUUUGGACACUUGAACGCCAUUGUCUGGCCUGAGCACUUGAGUUUCCAGCCAUGGACAAGCUGCGGCGUGUGCUGAGCGGCCGGGAGGACAACGAGGAGCUGGGGCUGACGGCGCAGGUCCUUGAAGGCAGCACUCUCAGCUUCAGCACCAGGGUGAAAUGGUUCGUCAUAUGCUUCGCUUCUGGCAUCCUGUGUUCAAUACUCGGCUCAGCGCUGCUCUUCCUUCCUAAGGGCCUCAAGCUUUUUGCUGUUUUCUACACGCUAGGAAAUCUUGCGGCUUUGUCCAGCACCUGUUUCUUGAUGGGCCCAUUAAAACAGCUAAAGAGGAUGUUUGAACCAACAAGACUCAUAGCAACCAUCGUUAUGCUGCUCUGCUUCGCCUUAACACUUUGUGCAGCAUUUUGGUGGCACAAAAAUGGAUUGGCUAUCAUCUUCUGUAUUCUUCAGUUUCUGGCAAUGACCUGGUAUAGCAUCUCCUACAUUCCUUUCGCCAGAGAUGCAGUGAUGAAGUGCUUCACAACCUGCCUGAAUUAAAGCACAGGAGGACACGGUUUCCUGAGAAGACCGGUCCCAGAAUGCAUCACACAAAACACUUGUAAAAAAGACGUUGUUUAUACACUAUUCCAUCAGUUUUCGUCUCUUUCUGACUCACACUGUGAAUUCUUGCUUUUCACGUUUAGCUACAGAUGUUUAUUUUUAGUCUAAGUAAAUCAGCGUCGACUGUAAUCAUCGCCUUUAAUAUAUUUAAGAAAUUCCUAGCAUAUUCGUAUGCUUUCUAAAGAUUUUAUGCGGUUCAAGUGCAGGGAAAUUAUUUUGACUUUAUGCAAAAGCAAACUGCACCAGCACAGCUUGAUGAAGUGAUUGUAUUUAUGCCAAACACACAUAUUCCAAUUUUUUUAAGCAGUCUAAGCUUUCAGUAUUUUGUUUUUAAGUUGUAUUAAGGUUUAGAAGUUUUGUGACGCGUUUUUUUUUUUUUUGAGUCGAUGCUUUACUGCUGAUGCACUGGGAUGUAUAGUGCCUACAUUUCUUUUGAGGAUUUUGUCUUCUUCUGCUAAUGAGAUUUAAAAAAAAAUGCCUCUUUUGUGUCUCGUCUAAUGGUCUUAAGUGUGCGCAUUCUAACACACGUUGCUCCCCCCCCCCACGCAAUAAAAGGCAUUAAAGAAACGCUCCUCCGUUUUCAGAUGUGAUUUCCUGCCAUAUGUAGCGAUGACCCAGUUAAUUACGCCUCCCCGAGCAUUGUGAUUGUGACAUGACCCAAUAACCCAGCCAGCGUCGGCCUCCCUCUGUUGCGUUGGCAUGCAGCCUUUGAGGAUGUGGUUACCAUGACAACCUCCUCUGGAGGAUGCACUGCCUCUGCCUACCCCCAUUUUUAGAGCAGAUGUUCGCAUUAUGCCGAGGUGUUUUAGUUUUUUUUUGUUAAGUGGAGUCCUUUUGGACCAACAGUUUAUGCAGCUCAACGCGAUGAGGAAGUUAUCGGCGCCAGAGUUCACCCUGAAGGUUUUCUCCCCGGUUUAUCACUCCACUCAUUCACCCUCUUGUUUCCGUAAUGCCCGUUUAGCCACUGGAUGUUUAUUUUCAUGUGUCGGGUUCGCUCGCACGCGGCCCUCCCUUUCGUUUUGGGCAACUAAUUUGGCCCGAGAUCCGCCAAAUCCGCCGCAGUAAUCUGAAGGAUAAAGCGAUUAUGGUACGCUGGACGUGGUUGCCUUUGCGAUUGUUUUCAUCUGCCGGCUAUUUUUGGAUCUUUCUAUAGUUUCGAGGUUGAUGGGGAUGUGUUCUGACCGCCGCAAUCUGCUGGCGUUCCAGCUGUUUCCUCCAGUUUUUAAUCUGUUAUGUCACAGAGGCGAGGGAGCCCACGCGCCUGGGCUUCCUCUUUAGAUUAGCGCUCCGAAUCGUCUUGCAAAGAUGAAUAAAUAACUUGGCCAGU